AUGGCAACGGAUAACACAACCACACGCAAAAGAAAGCAAGAAAAUUGGUCUGAUUUUGUUUACUCAUCGCCAAAUUCACCGCAACAACCAUUGUCUCAUCAUCAUCAUCCUCAGCAGCAUCAUGAUUUCAACAUGGAGUCCGUAUUCAGCACUGCUCCGCAUGAACAUCCUGAUCAGGUUAAUGCUGGCAGCAGAAGACACUCUGUCACGGUGGGCGAAAUGCACUUUCAUUCAUUCAAUAAACCACACGGCUACCAUGAUUUAGAGCAGCUUCUGGGCGCCUCUCUGCCUUCAUCUUGGUCUUCUUCUAGCUCUGGUGCUUCUACCAUUCAGCAGAAUAACAACAACAUUGAUGUCAUGCCUCAUCGUCGUGCCAUGUCUCUGCGCUUGGACACACCUACUCAGCCUAUCGAUAUGCACCGUGCUUCCAUCUCCACUGCUUCACCCACCACGCCCGCCUUCUUUUCUCCUAGCUUUCUGGAUGCACUAAAGCAGGAUGACGAUAUUAUGUUUGAUUCGAAUCACCACUUCUCUGAUGAUAUGAUCCAUGACUUUAUGAUGUCUACUUCGGCUCCACAAGUCACUGCAGCAGCAGCAGCAGCAGCAGCAGCAACGACAGCAACAGGAACCACAUCAACAAUCACACCAUCUGUUAUCAGCACAGGUGACGAUGUUCAUAACCUUACAAACUGGCUUUUAAAUCAACCUACAACAACUCCUGCCGCAAAUAGCAAUGUGGUAAAGAGAAAAUCAUCGACAACAUCCACAAACACAUCAUCUACAUCGCCUUCAUCGCCCUCUGUGCAUAUGAUAUCUACACCAUCGCCUCCCUCUGCUUCCAUGACCUCUUUAUAUCAGCAGCAACACCCCUCCAUCCCAGAGGAAGAGGAUGAGGACAUUGAUACCAACUUACUUCGCAAUAGCACCAUCAACUCCCGCAUCAUCCAAGGCAACAAUAAUGCGUCUAUCAUGAAGCCUUUGAUUCAAAAGUAUCUUGGUACCCUUGAAGAUGAACGAAAAGUGAUUAUCCUCACAAGUAAAGUAGCACAAAAGAGCUAUGGUACUGAAAAGAGAUUCUUGUGUCCACCACCAUCCACCGUGCUUUCUGGCGCAUCAUGGCAUACAAACAGCUCUGCGACCUCAUUAUCUACAAAACCUCUACCUCCCAGCCUGGUGGUCCAAAUUUCGGGUGAAAAGACGAGCCAGAACGGAGUGAUUGAAUGGCAUAACAGCAACAACACUGUAAUUGAUGCUAACUCUAUUAUGCCUGGUGAUACAGCAGGCGUGACAGGAAACUGUGUAUCUAAACAGUUGCAUAUCAACGAUGCAGACGAGAAGCGAAAGCGAGUCGAGGUGUUUGUUAAGAUCAGCCUUGGAAACGGUGUUCAUCUUGGCUCGUUUGUCUCCAAGGGCAUCAAGGUUAUCUCCAAGCCAUCAAAGAAGAGACAAAGCGUAAAGAACAUGGAACUAUGCAUCCAUCAUGGAACAACUAUUUCUCUGUUUAAUCGUAUUCGCUCUCAAACCGUGUCAACCAAGUACUUGGGUGUCUCCACUAACAGCAAUGGCAGCAGUAACAACGCUGGCACCUGCUUUGUCGCUAGAACCGCUUCUUGGGAUCCAUUUGUCAUUUGGAUUGUAGACACCACUCGCUCGCCUGAUAGUCAGCAACAACAACCACAGCAACUCACACAUCACCCUGACAACCCUCAUUUCCCUCCUCCUCCAGCAAUUGCCAUGCAGACAACGCCUGGACAAACCCCCAUUGCAUUACACUACAACCAGACUGUUGUCUUGCAGUGUGUGAGCACAGGUUUAGUAAGCCCUGUUAUGGUGAUUAGAAAGGUGGAUAAAGGCAGCAUGAUCAUGGGUGGAAAUCGUCUUGAUGAUCUCUCUGGCCCUACUGGUGGUGAAUGUGGUGAUGAAGCCUUGGGUGACCCCGUUUCUCAACUUCAUAAAAUUGCUUUCCAAAUCGUCCAAGAUCCAUCCAUUGCACACAACAACAAGGCCAAUUACAGACACUACCAGUUGCCUCAGCACUUGUCGACUACCGAGUGGACCUUGCCUCAGACAAGUCAAGCUGUGACCUAUCUCGCCUGUUUGGACAACGUCGUUGGUAUGCAUAAGACAACCACUGAAAGAAGCUUUGUUGCCCCUCGUCCUAUUCCUCCUGCGCCUCCAGCUUCCACCUCCACCUCUGCAUUGAAUAGCCACAACAACAUGCCCAUCGAAUCCUCACUGCUGUCGUCUUCUUGGUCUGCCGAGUCCACAUUUGAUGGCUACAACAUGAUGAAUCAACACCAGCAACUUCAACAGCAGCAACCACAACAGCCAUUGGAGACGGGUGGAGGAAAGAUGACUAGAAAGAGAAGAGUGUCGUGCGAUGUAUCUGGAAAGCCCAUGUCUAUGCCCAUCAUGAAGAAUAAUCCAAGCAACCGUCGUCGUGUCAACUCGCUCAACGAUGGUUUACUGGUGAAGCACGAGAAUACAGGCGCUGGUCGUCGUAGCAGUCUUUCCUCUGAUCGUCGUGGCAGCGUCAGCUCAGACAGUGGUAUUUAUCACACAAAUGGCGCUUGCUGGACAGAGGAUGUUUCCGACGUUUCAGUAUGGACGAUUGUUGGCACAGAUUGUGCAACUUACAAAUUCUAUACACCACCAGCCAUUGUUGAUUUGAACUCGCCUUUCGCCAACAACACAGUCUCUGCCAGCCCUAUUACACCAUUCCCCAUCUUGUCUGUCACCGGCAACCAGCUUGUUCAUAACGCCAACAUUCAGCAAAUGCUGCACUUGACAGGAGAGAACUUUGCACGCGACUUAUCCGUGUGGUUUGGUGAUGUAAAGGCACCUCGUACAGAUUACAAGUCUCGGGAAUCGAUUUCUUGUUCUAUCCCUGACCUCCAGGAAUUAAUGGAUAGUCCUACAUCGUUCUUCGAUAACGACACUCAACAUCACAAGAUUCCUCUUUUAUUUGUCCGUGGUGAUGGUAUUGUCUACAACACUGAUAUGUUUUAUAGCUUUUAA
Molecule: messenger RNA, 3018 nt
Organism: Mucor velutinosus
Lineage: Eukaryota; Fungi; Mucoromycota; Mucoromycetes; Mucorales; Mucoraceae
Exons: 2
Coding region: 1-3018 (1005 amino acids)
Biological process (GO): regulation of transcription by RNA polymerase II
Cellular component (GO): nucleus
Molecular function (GO): RNA polymerase II cis-regulatory region sequence-specific DNA binding; DNA-binding transcription activator activity, RNA polymerase II-specific
Source: RefSeq, a predicted model, not a curated record